AUGUUCUCUUCUAAAGAGUUUCUUAAAAGUAAUUGGACAAAGAAGCCGAAUGGAGUGAAGGCAAAGGAGACAGUUCUUUACUCCAAAGUGUUUUGGGGACGCGUGAUGUUUUGUUUCACUACUACACUUCCGAUAGUUUAUGUCCUCGAUGAACUAGAUUCAGAUGUGAAGCCCACCAUGCCAUUUUUGUAUGAGACGAUAGAUAGUGCAAAAGAGAAGAUUGCAGAGUCUUGCGGUGGGAUAAAGAUGAGAUAUAUGCCUUAUUGGAAUUUGGUUGAUAAGAGAUGGUCCGGGAUGUUGUAUCGACCUACCCAUGAUGUUGCUUACUACCUUAAUCCCAAAUACUUUUAUGGGAAGAAUCUUAGCAAGCAUUUGAAGGUGAAGAAAGGACUUUACGAGUGCAUGGCUCGCAUGAUCCCGGACAUCAACAUGAGAGCACAGGCUGAUGUGGGGUUGGAUUCUUACAAGGAGGGGAUUGGAGAGUUUGGGUCUGAGUCAGCUCAGAGGACUAUUGCUUUUCGUAGUCCAACUUCUUGUUGGGAGAGAUUUGGUGAGGACACUCCCAAACUACAACGAUUUGUUGUUCGUGUUCUCUCCCUUACUACUAGUGGAUCCAGAUGUAAGCACAACUGGAGCAAGUUUGAGCAACUCCACUCAAAUAAGAGAUGUCGUCUAGAGAAGAAACGUCUUAACUCUCUUGUUUAUGUCAUGCACAACAUUAAAUUGAGAGAGAGAAAUAUGCGAAGGAAGGCGGGAAUGAUGAAUCCGAUUUCUUUGGAGGUAACUUCAGACAAUGAGUCGAUAGUAGAGGAUGAAGAACCUUGUUCUCAAGAUGAUCCGAAUUGGCCAGAUGGUGAUGAUGGAGAUAGGGAGUAUCUUGAUGUUGCUGCCAUUAAUAAUAUAGUACCCACAGUGCAAAAAGGAAAAGGAAAAGGAAUAGGAAUUGCCGCAAAAGUUGUAGGCAUUAAGGAUUAUGCCGAUCUGGAGGAUGCAAAUAUCGUUCUAGAAGAGGAUGAUUUAGUUGUUUUAGGAUAG
Messenger RNA from Asparagus officinalis (garden asparagus), 1035 nucleotides. RefSeq lists its product as uncharacterized. Gene Ontology annotation, molecular function: protein dimerization activity. The record is from RefSeq and is a predicted model, not a curated record. The transcript is spliced from 4 exons. Bases 1 to 1035 code for a protein of 344 amino acids. Lineage: Eukaryota; Viridiplantae; Streptophyta; Magnoliopsida; Asparagales; Asparagaceae.